AAUAAUAUAUGCCAUUUUGCGAUAUUUAAGAGAGAAGACCAGACACUCACAUCUUUUUUCCGUUAUUGCUGCAGUCCAGGCUGCGCGGCGAUGCGAGUGGCCGCGAGAUGGCGGGCAGGAGGGCCUCCCCCGCUGAUGUUGGCGACGGUGUUCGUGCUGCUGACGUCUUCGGCUCAGCUCAGUGAAAUGUCCUCUGUCGUGAGUGGAGAUUUAGCUCCGCAACAGGAACUCGGCGACGUGUCACCAGCGGAGGAAGCGGUCCGUCCGGCUGAGGAGGCCAACGUCCUUGACACAUACCAAAACGGGUCAUUUGUUUUCUCUAAUACGUUGGCCGAAUUCCCAGUCAGGGCGGGAAGGAGGAAGUCCUUCGGAUCGGGUCUAAUACAGCGCCAAGGUCGGGAUAUAUGUUCACAGACACCUUCUUCUUUCAAGCAAUUUGCGCAGCAUUUCAAAACGUGCUUAAACAUAUCGGUGAGUGCUUUCUUGAAAAACGGCAGUAUCCUCCAAUCAUGUUUCAACAAAUACAGGCAAGAGUACGGUAGUCGACUCGCUCCCCGGCCAAUUAUCCAUCCCAUUGGCAGGGGGAAGACAUUGCAAAUAUUCCACCAGCGGGACUUCAUUGACGUCUGCCUUCCAUUGUUCAGGCAAUAUGGAAUCUGUAAGGAGAAGAGAUACUCAACGUUUUGUGUGGAGGAUUGGACUCUCUUCUUGCACACUCGCUGGUGCCAGCGGCCCUCAGAAGAGGACAAGUACUUCGAGGUCCUCUGGGCCGUGUCCCUGAUGAGAAACGACUACGAAUGCUUUGACCACAUAUGCGAUGGCUCAUACAGGGUCAUCGUGCGUGAAGUGAAUGGCAUCGUCGUCCAGUUGUUACUGCUCGACCGCAUUCGCAAUGCAUGUAAAUACCUUUACCAAGACGAUCAACUUAAAGCACAUAUUAAAAGUGGAUUUAACAAAACUAUUAUCUGGACGACAAACAUGUUCUUCCCCAGCUGUUAUCCCUACUACGAAGUCACGUGGCUGGGACUGCCUGAAGAGAAAGGACUCAACAGGUUCUGGGAUUACCUCCCCCUGUCGUGCCGCGUCGGAGAGAUUGUCAUGGCGACGUCUGUGGCGUUCAUAGGCGUGUUCGGAGCGAUCGGGAACCUGCUGGUGGUGACGGUGAUUCUAAGAAGCGACCGCAGAAGCGAGGAGUCCAGCAUCCUCCGCACCUCGCUCGCGUUUGCGGACUUGUUUACCAGCGUCUUCGUUGUCAUCCCGGCCUUCUAUGACCAUCUGCUACCAAUCAUGGGAAGCCUAGAUUUCAAUGAAAAGAGUGCUACGUUUCACAGUGAAAUUUCAUCUUCAGCUUCGGUGUCAUUUUAUCAUCAUACAGCGGUGACUCACGGUUAUCGCCUUUUCCAAGGCUUAGUACUUGGGGUGUGCUCUUUCGUGUCUCUUCUCACGCUCUUUUUGCUGAGCGUCGAGAGAUUCAUUUUGACGGGGCGCGCGCAUCGCUAUCAGCAUUACUUCACGGUCCCUCGGGUCAAGAUCGCCGUCUUCUUGACUUGGUCACUGGCCAUCAUGGACACUCUUUUCUAUAUGUAUAACGGAGACGGUUUGUUCUCAGUGACGUGGUCGAGUUUUAACAAGCUACCGGUUUCGAUAUCUAAUGAGAAAAUUGGAGAAGUGUUACGAUGGACUUACUCCUGCCACAUAUUUGUGCUGUCGGUACUGUGCGUCUUGACUGUGAUAACUUCCUUGGUGUCAAUUGGCACCUUUGUGCAGGAACAAGCGAAGGUCGUCGCAGGUUGGAAGAAACGGAACAUGAGGGUUUCAGGCCCGUAUCAGAAGGAAAAUCGCCAGAUCCUCACUACAAUGUGCAUUCUCACUUUCCUCUUCAUGCUGUCGACCCUUCCCGUCGGCGCGUUCAUCGUCGUGAACCUGACGGACACCUUCUUCGUCCAGGAGGACCUUUUCCGAUACCUGGGCUGGUGGACGUUCCUCUCCGGGUGCUCAUGGAACCCCUGGGUCUACAACAUGCGAAGUCGCCAGUUCCGGCAGGAGGUCGGCGAAGUUCUGCGGGCGAUGCUUCCCCUGUGGCUGAGGAGGAGGGCGCAGCGUCCUCAGGCGGCAGAGAGGGAGAGGGAGAGGAGGAGGGCUCAGAUGAGGAUGCUGAGGAGGCUGGACCUUAUUGAAUAGGUGCUACAUUACUUUGAGUUUACGAUGUCUUAGAUUCAUGAUAGAGUGAAUGGCGACUGUGGGUUGUAAUCCUGAAUAAAGUGAGAUUAUAUCUUGCCAGGUGUCAAUAAGAUUCAAAGUUUCAAAUAUGAUAUACUUGGGAAUUAUUUCAGGCAUCAUAAAAAAAAAUGUUUCCUCGCCAAUUUGUUGUAACUGUCCCUUAAUGAUGUAUUUUUCAAUGUAUCAGCGUCUUUGUUGAGAAAUUAUCAAAGAAUAAAAUUUGACAGAAGUG
Messenger RNA from Penaeus vannamei (Pacific white shrimp), 2452 nucleotides. Lineage: Eukaryota; Metazoa; Arthropoda; Malacostraca; Decapoda; Penaeidae. The record is from RefSeq and is a predicted model, not a curated record.